AUGAACAUUGGAAGGCUGAAUACCAACGGGGAUGCCCGAAUGUGGUGGAAGAAGGUCUGGAAACUGACUGGAAAGAAGAAACCUUCUAUCAAUCUCAGUGAGCAGGGAUCAGACUCCAAACUCGAAGAUAGUGAUGCUGCAAAUAUGAUUAAUACGUUUUUCGCAGAUCUAACAAAUGAUUUCCCAGAAAUUCAAUCCAGAUGGUCAUCGUACGGUCAUUCAGAUGUCUUGCCGACUGUUACACCCGAAAGCGUUGCGAAAAAGCUUUUGUCCAUUCAGUCUCACAAAGCUCCCGGUCCAAACGACCCCUACCUCAAGAUAAUCAAAAUGUUUGCGCAUUCUUUUGCCAUCCCAUUAGCAAACAUUUUUAAUGCAUCAUUUGGGCAGAAGGUGUUUCCAAAACUGUGGAAAGAGUUCCGCCUAGCACCUAUACCAAAAGUGGAACCGUGCACGAAUCUGGAUGAAAUAAGACCAAUAGCUCUCACUAGCACAAUUUCAAAAAUACAGGAGUCUUACGUGGUUGAUUGGAUGUAUGACGAUAUUGAGUCUAAAAUUUGUAAGGAACAGUAUGGUGGUGUCCCACGCUCGUCAGCAGUUUUUGCACUCGUUCACCUUCUACACAAAUGGAAUAAAGCGUUGGACUUAUCACAACGAGUAAUACGAAUUGUGUUUUUGGACUUUCGCAAGGCAUUUGAUCUUAUUGAUCACAACCUGCUAUUAGACAACUGUUGUAAAAUUGGAGUCAGACCGGGGCUUAUUGGCUGGGUGGGGUCAUAUCUGAGUAAGAGGAUGCAAGUCACAAGAUUUGGUAACGAACUUUCUACAAGAUGCAUGAUUAAUGGGGGAGUUCCCCAAGGUAGUCGUAUUGGUCCAAUCGCGUUCGUCGUUCACAUUAACGGACUGAAGGCAGUGAUAAAAGAUACCGAGAGCAGUCUGACUAAUUCAAGCAAUGAUGAUAAUGAUGAUGGUGAUGAUGACCUCACUCUUUUCAUGGAUGAUACAACAUUGUCAGAGGUUAUUAACGUCCGUGAUCAUGUCUCGGGUACGCAAGUUGGGAGUAUGAACAAUAAUAUUAUGAAAGUUAUGGAUUUUGCCACGUCUCAAAAAAUGGAGUUGAACCUGAAAAAAUGUAAGGAAAUGCAGUUAGAUUUCCGUCAGGACAAAACAGUUAUUCCACCACUAACAUUCAAUGAUACAACGUUGGAAAGGGUUUCAACUUUCAAACUAUUGGGCUUAUGGAUUGACGAUAAUUUAAAUUGGCAAACUAAUACUGAUUAUAUAAUAGGGAAAGCAGUUAAGCGACUCUUUUUAUUAAAAACUUUAAAGAAAUACUGUGCUGACAAGAUUGAUAUGAAACGGUUUUACAUCUCUGCCAUCAGGCCGACACUUGAAUAUGGAGCGCAAGUCUGGCAUGGGGGCCUUACUAAAGCACAGAGCAGCAGUAUUGAGAAAGUACAAAGAAGGGCUUUGAGAAUAAUUUAUUCCGAAAAAGAUUACGAAAAGUUAUUGUUGAAAGCUGGAAUGCAUACGCUUGAACAACGUCGCAAUACUAUGUGCAUUGAUCUUAUCAGUAAAAUGUCUGACCCGCAACACAAACUGCACCAUCUUCUUCCUAAUAAACUUUGCAAGGUACGGCAAAGGGUUACACGUCAGAAUGGUCAAUUGUUUUACAAUUACCACUACAGAACAGAACGUUUUCGGAACAGUCCAAUCGUUUCGUCAAUUGAACUCUAUAAUAACUCUAUUUUAUAACAUAAUAUAUAAUAUAACUUUAUAUAUUUUUAUCGAAACAUUUUUAACACGUAGUGAUAGUUUUUGGAUCAGUCCAUUUGUUUCGCCAUUUGAACCUUUGUUAAUAACUCUCUUUUUUUUAAUAUAAAUAUCUUAUUUGAAACUUUUAUAAUACCUAAUGUAGAUAGUUCAGUAAUUAAUGUAUAUUUUCUGUAUAUAUGUAAUGCGCGUUCUAAUUUAGUUACCUACUGUAGCUAUUCAAUGUGUAAUCUUUCUAUAAUAAUAAUAAUAAAGUUACGUCACAUAUUUUGCAUACUAAUUGCUUUCGGAGCAGCGUGACGUCAUUGGCGGCAUCGGCGGCAUCCCUUUGAACUCCAUAGUGGGGUCUUUUACUACUAACGCAUGUCAGCAUUGAUUAUUACAAUCAUAUACAUGAUUUUUGCCGUUUGAAUACCAUCAUAGUGGCCUGCGGAGGAGGGUUAAAAAACUUCUGGACUCGAGUCUUGAAGCAAGAAAAUUGCUACUGAGAGAAGCACGACUUAUAAAUUAAAUCAUGCCAGCAUCCUCGAAUUUAAAGGAAUAUUAAUUUGCCUUGACCGAUAUCAGCGACAUGCACUUCUGAUGGAAUAUGUCUAUUUCGAUUUUAGGCCCAUCGGACACGAUUUAA
Molecule: messenger RNA, 2398 nt
Organism: Paramuricea clavata
Lineage: Eukaryota; Metazoa; Cnidaria; Anthozoa; Malacalcyonacea; Plexauridae
Source: the annotation of a GenBank genome assembly